AUUUAUUUAACCAAGAACAGUGAUGAAACUUAUUGAAAUUACAAAUUGAAGAUCAUGUCGUCUCAAAUUCUACCUCAAGCUAUGUACCGCCGCGAUUCCGAUGAAAUGCAGGAGAAACCUCUGGAAAUAGACCAGGACUCGAACCCCGAUCGCAGCCAGUCCAACAGCCCGAAGAACAUGAAGUAUUACAAACACAUAGACGAAGAUAAAACAAUAAUCAAUCAAGGAAAGAAAUCGUUUUGUAUUGACGCGUUAUUAUCUCGGCAUAUCGAACCUGAAACAACUAUUCAAGACAAAAUGGCGCAGCAGAAAUAUUUAUCAUUUAUACAGAAUAAGAAUUAUAUUGCGAGAUAUCAGAAUGAGAAUUACGAGGCUCAGAUAGAGCAGAAUACUAUAGAUAGAUGUCAGAAUCGUGGGGAACAGGGGUUCGAUAGAGUGGAGAGUGAGAGUCCACGGUCAGGACAGAGCAGUCCGAGAAGUGGCACGCCGGGAUCUGACGAUGGGAAUAGAUCGGAGAGUUACAGCCCGCCUAUUUCGCCAGGAGUCGAGGGAGCGGCUGAGGAGUACGAUACUUAUAGACCUGGUAUAAUUCCGAAGCCAGGUCUACUGCCACAGAAUCCCGCGCUGGUCGCAGCGCAGUCUUCUCUAUUCAACUACCCACAGCUGGCGCAGCCCGGGCCUUUGCCCCCGGGGGCUCCGCUGCCGUCCGCAUUCCACCACCCCGGUGACCGCGUGUUACAUCAUAUGCAGCUCGAGUGGUUGGCAAGAACUGGGAUGUUUUACCAUCGGAUACCAGAAUUGGGAGGAGCACCUCACGCACUGCUCGGUAAGACGCGGCGACCUCGCACUGCGUUCACAUCACAACAGCUUUUAGAACUAGAGAAGCAAUUCCGUAUGAACAAAUAUCUAUCAAGGCCAAAGAGAUUUGAAGUGGCGACCAGUCUUAUGCUGACAGAAACUCAGGUAAAAAUAUGGUUCCAGAAUCGAAGAAUGAAGUGGAAACGAUCGAAGAAAGCGCAACAAGAUACGAAAACAAAGGAUGGCCACGUCAGUCAUCAAGCCGAAGAAAAGAACAAACAAAAAGAACUACCUUUACCGCAAUCCGAUCCUGAAAAACAAACACAGCAACAAAUGCCGGCAGAUUUGACAGCUGUCAAGCCUCCCCAAAUGCUCGACAGGGACAGAAUUAUCGCGCUAGAAAGAGAAAGAGCUAUGGCAGCUGCAAAUUUCAACUCUAAUUUAGAAAACAAUAGACGUGGAUUGGUCGUUCUAAACCAAGAUGGCGCCAGACCUGGCAUGGACAUGUUCAGGCCGUAUGUGGUAUGAAAGUAGAAAACUUUUUAUUUGUUAUUCAUUAUUUUAACACUAUUAUAUUAAGAUUUGU
Messenger RNA from Papilio polytes (common Mormon), 1384 nucleotides. It is a transcript of the gene exex, whose product is annotated as homeobox protein Hox-B1. Gene Ontology annotation, cellular component: nucleus. Gene Ontology annotation, biological process: central nervous system development; regulation of DNA-templated transcription; neuron projection morphogenesis. Bases 55 to 1326 code for a protein of 423 amino acids. The record is from RefSeq and is a predicted model, not a curated record. The transcript is spliced from 5 exons. Gene Ontology annotation, molecular function: DNA-binding transcription factor activity, RNA polymerase II-specific; sequence-specific double-stranded DNA binding. NCBI's taxonomy places the organism in Eukaryota, Metazoa, Arthropoda, Insecta, Lepidoptera, Papilionidae.